Molecule: messenger RNA, 1328 nt
Organism: Sander lucioperca (pikeperch)
Lineage: Eukaryota; Metazoa; Chordata; Actinopteri; Perciformes; Percidae
Gene: timm21
Product: translocase of inner mitochondrial membrane 21
Exons: 6
Coding region: 239-985 (248 amino acids)
Biological process (GO): protein import into mitochondrial matrix
Cellular component (GO): TIM23 mitochondrial import inner membrane translocase complex
Source: RefSeq, a predicted model, not a curated record
AACGGUGUGACGACAAAUAAUGCGCCAUCUGAACACGACUGAUUUGACAUACCGCUCCUGUAGCACAAAUGUUGUAUGUUGUGCAUUCAUGACCAAUAAUAAGUCACUUUAUAUUAUUUAAGUAGUAGUAGGUGUAUGUUAGUUUUACCAGCUUUAGCUAGCAUUCAGUCGUGCUAAAUUGCACACUAACUCCGCUUUGUGUGAAGGCAACUACAGCUAACUCGCAGAGGACAUAAUCAUGGCUUACAUGCAGAUAGUGAAAGGUCUCCAGCGGAAUCUACAACAGACAGCGACACUGUACAGCGCUCAGAAAUGCAAACUGACACAAGUCAGUUUGCUCAUCCACACACACAGGACAGCGUCAACAGUAUCGAGACUGACUUUCCACAGGAGAAUCGAGGCUCCCUCUGUCAUGCCAGUACUGAGCUGCCUCAUACGGCGGGGUAUUUCGCUCGACUCUACAGCCAGAAGUCAAAGCAGCCCCGAAGAGAGAGACAAGUCGGUUUCCAGGUACCAGAGUGGGAGCCCCAAACCUUCAGCUGCACAAAAAGUAAAAGAAGCUGGCAGAGACUUCACCUACUUGAUAGUUGUACUCAUUGGGCUUGGAGUGACAGGUGGACUGUUAUAUGUGGUGUUCCAGGAGCUGUUUUCUUCCUCAAGUCCAAAUAAAGUCUAUGGGAAAGCCUUCAACAAAGUCAGGUUAGACCCAGAGGUGAUUGGUGCAUUUGGGGAGCCAAUCAAGUGUUAUGGGGAGACUACCCGUCGAGGAAGGAGGCAGCAUCUCAGUCAUCUGGAGUACCUAAAGGACGGACUGAAGCAUAUGAGACUAAAGUUUUACAUUGAGGGCUCUGAGCCGGGCCUCAAAGGAACUGUACACUCAGAGUCAAAAGAGAAUCCUGAAACUGGAAAAUAUGAAUUCCGUUACAUAUUUGUGGAAGUAGACACCUACCCAAGACGAACCAUUAUUGUGGAAGAUAACCGAUAAGAAAGAUAAUGGACUCAGAAGUGUCACUUAUCUGAAAAGCAUUGUGAAAAAUGUAAAUAAUGUGUUUGUGUUAUUGCACAAAUAGCUGAAGAUUUACUGUGAAUGUAACUUUAAAUCACCAUUAAAAGCUGUUAUGCAAAACAUUAAGGCAUUUGGCAAAUAGCUUUGAAAAGUACAGUCUCUUUCACAGACUCUUAUGUGUUAUUGUUUUAUAAAUAAUACACAUGCUACAAAUCGUUUUUUUGAAAAGACUACGGGAUGACCUGAUUUUUGAAGAUGCUUUGGAAUUGUAAUAAAACAAGUUGGUCUGUUAUUUGCACAAUAAAGUGCAUACAGCAAAAAA